This is a messenger RNA of Amyelois transitella, 2588 nucleotides long. It is a transcript of the gene Lgr1, whose product is annotated as follicle-stimulating hormone receptor-like. The coding region runs from base 284 to 2509 and encodes 741 amino acids. NCBI's taxonomy places the organism in Eukaryota, Metazoa, Arthropoda, Insecta, Lepidoptera, Pyralidae. The record is from RefSeq and is a predicted model, not a curated record. Gene Ontology annotation, cellular component: membrane. Gene Ontology annotation, molecular function: protein-hormone receptor activity; G protein-coupled receptor activity. The transcript is spliced from 13 exons. Gene Ontology annotation, biological process: G protein-coupled receptor signaling pathway.
ACUAGUAUUAUUUUAUUUAGUCCAUCGCGUUCCUUUAAACGGGCCGCACGUGUCGCGAAUCUAAGACAUAACUUACGCGCGGCAAAAACCUGUAUCUUCGCUCUCAUAAAUUAGUGUUAUUGAAGUAUUCAUGAUUUGUUAUAAAUAAGUCAAAUGUUACAUUCCUAAUUAAUGUGAUUCCUAUGGAAUGUUUUGUUAAAAUGUGAAGUGUUAUGUUAUUAUUAUAAAAAUGACUGUUUAAUUAUCUGGGUUUUGCAAAUUAGUGUUAACAUUGACGUUUACAAUGUAUUUUUGGAAGCUUCAAGUACCGGCUGUCUGCUUUUUUCUGCUCGUUAGGAGAUCAUCACAAGCGGAUGAUGAGAGGCACGGGGUGUCUUUCGAGCUGGGUAAUACGGAUAUCACCAGGUUCACAUACAAGACCCUCCACCAGGCGGGGUUCAGGCUUCAUCACGUCGAACAUAUAACCAUCAUGAACGCGCCUAAGUUAAAAUACAUAGCUGUAGAAGAUUUCUCCAAAAUGCCCAGGUUAAAAUCAUUGUAUAUAACGCAAGCCCCGAUGUUGGAGAAAGUGGAUCCGCUGCCAACGAUGCUGGAAUUACGCACCGUUAUCAUAACUUCAUCUGGCCUAACAGAGGUGCCCAAUUUGAGUCGAGUGCAUCCAGUGAAAAAUGACUCGAUCCCGUAUCUGCAGGCCGUAGACCUCGACGGAAACCAAAUUAAGCGCAUACCGGCGCACGCGCUGCGUAUCCGGGCCGAUCAAGUAUCUAUCAAUUACAACAUGAUCGAAGAUAUUCCUGCUUUCGCAUUCAAAUAUGCCCAAAUAUCCAAAUUGAGUCUCAAAGGCAAUGUGAAGCUGAGUCAUUUAGAUGAGAAUGCAUUUGCAGGAAACUUGCUACUCCGCCAAUUAGAUCUGAGCUUCACAGCUAUCACAUCACUGCCGACAGCGGGGCUGGAGAAAUUACAGUCCCUCAAAAUAGAGAACACUCCAUCUCUGAAGUACAUACCCUCCAUUUACGAUUUGAGGCAUCUUGAGACUGCGGACCUGACGCACAGUUUCCACUGUUGCGCAUUCGCCUACCCGGAGCGCCAUGACCCGGCGAGACACAAGUUGCACGAGAUGCAAGUGGAACUCAUGACGCAGGCAUGUAAAACGGAACUGACGAAAUCACGCAAACGAAGGUCUUUGGCGCCAAUCCGGCCCAUCAGUUUAGAAUCACCGAGCAGAAAGACAAUAGGGCCCUAUGAUGACUCGAUAUCCUCGUCCGUUGAAGACUUUGGUACAACAAUACAGGGUGAUGCCGACAUGGAGUUCAUGUACUCCGACAGCAAUGAGGAGUUGGCUGACGAUGACAGCUUCCACGAGCUGGUGGAAGCUGACCUCUCCAAGGGCUACGUGGCCAUGUGUGGUAACUUUAGCGUCACAAGACCCGAUGUGAUCUGCAGGCCGAUGCCGAACGCCCUGAACCCUUGCGAAGACGUGAUGGGCUGGUCGUGGCUGCGGGCUAGCGUCUGGUUCGUGAUCACAGCUGCAGUAGUUGGCAACGUAGCCGUUCUCAUGGUCCUCCUUGCCAACCACGCCGAGAUCACAGUCCCCAGGUUCCUGAUGUGCCACCUGGCCUUCUCCGACUUGUGCACAGGGAUCUACCUCUUCAUGCUAGCUGUCGUCGACCUAAGAUCCUACGGAGUCUUCUUCAACUACGCUUACAAUUGGCAGUACGGCGUCGGAUGCAAGAUAGCCGGAUUCCUUUCAGUAUUCUCUGGACAGUUAUCAGUGUUUACGCUAACCAUAGUAACUUUGGAGCGGUGGUUCGCUAUCACGUACGCUAUUUACUUGGAGAGGCGAAUCUCUUUGGCGGCGGCGGCCAAGAUCAUGGUCGGGGGGUGGCUGUUCUCUUUUCUGAUGGCUGGAUUACCAUUGCUAGGAGUCUCGGAUUAUUCCUCGACGUCUAUCUGCUUGCCGGUCGAAAGUAAAGACAUUGGAGACGGUAUUUAUCAAGGAUCUCUGUUUUUGACUACUAUGGUCGCGUGGGUGAUUAUAGUCGUUUGCUACGUGCAGAUUUACAGGUCUUUGGGAGGGGGAGGAGAGAAGUACGGGGGGAGGGGGUCGGCGGCGGCCGCGGAGAGACGGAUAGCGAACAAAAUGGCGCUUCUAAUUGGCACUGACUUGUUGUGCUGGGCGCCGGUUGCAUUUUUCGGAGUGACGGCGUUAGUUGGAUGGCCGUUGGUGGACGUCAGUCACGGGAAAGUGUUGUUGGUCUUCUUCUAUCCACUAAACGCAUGCGCAAACCCGUUCUUAUACGCUAUACUGACGAAGCAAUAUAGAAGAGACUUUAUGACGCUGAUAGCAAGGACGGGACAGUGCAAUUGGUUGGUAGAGAAGUACAAGUUGGCCACGACCCCCCCUCCCACCGCCCACACCAACCCCUCAGCCCCCGCGGCAAUGAUGCCUUUAGUGGAUUACGAGAAUCAGUCGCGAGUCAGCAAAGUGAAUGGAGAAGCUGGAUUUUAGUCGUAGAUAUUUUUAAGAUUUAUAUAUUGUAUUUUUAAGAAUGACUCAUACCUCUAAUUAAAUACUUAAUAUUUAUUUA